AUGGAAGAACUGCGCAAACACCUUGAAGGCACUAAUGCCGUCAUUUUGACGCCCGAGUCUGACGGAUAUUUGGAGAGUAUCAGACGCUGGAGUGACACGUGUGAAAAAAAGGCUGCCGCCGUGAUCUUACCGACGACUACAGAGGAAGUAUCCCUGUCAGUUAGGUUUGCAAGCAAUCGUCAAAUUCCCCUGGUGGUGCACAACGGGGGUCACUCAACCAGCGGCUCUUCUGCGACGGAGGGCGGAAUCGUGAUUAGUCUUGUACGUAUGCGGCAUGUGGUGGUCGAUCCCGCUCGAAAGACAAUUACGGCACAGGGUGGCACCAUCUGGGAAGAUGUCGACAAGGCGGCGGCAAUUCAUGGAUUAGCGACCGUUGGAGGCACCGUGAAUCACACAGGGGUGGGCGGGUUGACGCUCGGCGGGGGGUAUGGAUGGCUCACAGGAAAAUAUGGUCUCACGAUCGACAAUCUCCUCGCAACUACCGUAGUCCUCGCCAAUGGCAGCAUCCUGGAAGCCUCUGAACAAACUAAUCCGGACCUAUUCUGGGCGCUCCGCGGUGCGGGCCAGAACUUCGGAGUCGUCACCGAGUUCGUCUUCCAGGGCUACGAUCAAGCCAACGAGGUAUACGCAGGCAUGUUGAGCUGGAACCCCGACCGCCUCCCCCAGAUCAUUGACUUUGUCAAUGGAUUCGAAGAGCCUAGUAAUACAGGAGAUCAAGGCAUCUUUUUCGGUUUCUGCGGUACCAGCAUUGUCGCAGCGAUCUUCUACAACGGCCCUCGCUCCAGAGCAGAGAGAUACUUCGCACCCAUCCUCUCCAUUGAAUCUAUCUCAAACAGCUGUGGUAUGAUGCCUUACUGUGAGCUAAACUCGAUCCAAAACCCUCUCGCCACGUACGGUGGUCGUAAAUCCUUCAGCGGAGCCUUCGUCAAACUCCCGCUCGAGGUGUCCUUCUUCCAGGAACUAUGGGCCGACUAUACCGACAUGCUCAGAACAUACCCAGAAUCAGCUCGGACGGCGGUUUUAUUCGAGCUCGUCUCCCAGAAACAGGUUCUGCGCGUCCCCAAGAAUGCCACGGCCUUCGCUACUCGGGGGGCCCUACUAUAA
Molecule: messenger RNA, 1104 nt
Organism: Penicillium verrucosum
Lineage: Eukaryota; Fungi; Ascomycota; Eurotiomycetes; Eurotiales; Aspergillaceae
Product: FAD-binding oxidoreductase
Exons: 2
Coding region: 1-1104 (367 amino acids)
Molecular function (GO): FAD binding
Source: RefSeq, a predicted model, not a curated record